UGUGUCACACUGGAAGAUAUGGCAGCGACUGUCGUGGAACGUGUGGCCGGUGUUUAAAGGGCGCCUGUGACCCCAUCACCGGCGAGUGUGUUGGUGGGUGCUCCAGGGGCUACCGGGGACCUCAGUGUAAAGAAGAGUGUCCCAGGGGCUGGUACGGAGAGAACUGCUCCAUCUCCUGUGGUCACUGCCACUCGCUGUCUGGCUGUGAUCCCGUGACGGGCAUCUGUUUGGAUGGUUGUGCUCCGGGCUGGCACGGCGUCUUCUGCUUGCAGAAUGUGUUCAAAACCAGCCAGAGUUUUCACUCGUCGCCGUCAUUUCCGGUUCUCAUCAUCUCCUUAGUGGCUGCAGUCAUCAUUGUUUCUACGUUUUUCACCUACUGUGUGGUGGUUCGGCCUAGGAAAACUGCCCUCAGACGCCUUUAUAACGCCUCGAGUACUGACCAUUUGGCCAACACUUAUGAACAAAUUGUUGGAAGCCCCUGGGAACUUCAGCGAGGUCAACUGUCCAUCAGUAAUGAACUACUGGGAAAUGGUCAGUUUGGUCAAGUUAAGAAAGGACAUGUGAAGAUCAAUGGAAAGAAAAUUCCAGUAGCUAUAAAAUCAUUAAAAGACAAUGCAUCAGAAAAGGACAAAACAGACUUUCUCAACGAACUAUCUAUAUUAAAACAAGUUGGGAAAAACGAGAACGUUGUCUGCCUUGUCGGAGCUUGUCAUAUUCGAGGUGUGAUGUAUGUUGCCAUGGAAUACGCCAAGCACGGAGAUCUACGCACGUUCUUACGCCAGAGCCGUCGACUAACGGCUCUGCACGAGUACGACAACACGUCGACACCAUCUUUACAUACAGCCCUCCGACCUCAGGCCCUCAUUAAGCUGUCUCUGGAUACAGCGAAAGGCUUAAAACAUCUAGCAGACAAGCAGAUCAUACAUCGCGAUGUAGCAGCUAGGAACGUGCUACUGGCAGACAAGUUGGUGGCGAAAAUCGCCGACUUUGGACUGUCCAAGAAUGACCAAACCUACGUAAAGACAUCCAGUACACGAGUGCCAAUACGAUGGAUGGCAAUCGAGUCUCUCUUUAACAACACCUAUACUCUACAAAGUGAUGUUUGGUCUUUCGGCGUGUUGCUAUGGGAGAUCUUCACCCUUGGAGGCACUCCUUACUCCAGUAUUGAUAGCCAGCAGCUGUUUAAGUAUCUCAAGGAUGGCCAUCGGUUGAGGAAACCUAGGCUCUGUGAUCAGGAUAUGUACGCCAUGAUGCUUCAGUGCUGGAACGACGACCCAGACAGACGACCAACCAUUGAAGAACUAACUGCUAGGCUCAACAGGAUGUUAGAAAACAGUCAG
Molecule: messenger RNA, 1340 nt
Organism: Candidula unifasciata
Lineage: Eukaryota; Metazoa; Mollusca; Gastropoda; Stylommatophora; Geomitridae
Source: the annotation of a GenBank genome assembly